Bipolaris oryzae ATCC 44560 is the source of this 471-nucleotide messenger RNA. RefSeq lists its product as uncharacterized. The transcript has a single exon. The record is from RefSeq and is a predicted model, not a curated record. Lineage: Eukaryota; Fungi; Ascomycota; Dothideomycetes; Pleosporales; Pleosporaceae. The coding region runs from base 1 to 471 and encodes 156 amino acids.
AUGGCGCCAAAUCUUACGCCUUCAGAUCCUAGAAACGUCGUGUGGAUUACUCUUUGUGACAAGCAGAUGGCUGAGUUGGAAGAGUUUCAGAAAGGAGUUGAAGUUGCGAAAGCUGAGUUCUUCAAGAACAUCGAGAAGAAACGAGAAGAUCUCACUACUACGCAUCAACGUGAGAAGAACGCCUUUUUGAACAAGGAGCAGGCAAACGGCACGGGAACUGCGCUGCCAAAAAAGAGUGGUGAUAGACCUAGGCAAACACCAGCGUCCACGUUCAGGGCCUCAUUAUACAGAAGCACGCCGCAGGCAUGCCCAGUUAAGCAGACUACUUCUGAUGUCAUCAAUCUUUGCUCUGAUGAAGAUGAGCCGGUCUUUCUAGAACAGAGGAACGUAUCGACAUCUUCAUCAUCUGCCCCAGCAUCCGGUCCGGCACUGUCUAGAGACAACUCUAAGCCAUCUAAGGUACGUAGAUGA